AUGGGCUGGGCGGCAGCCGGGUCCAGGGGAGAGGGACGGGGGCCGGGGAAGCGAUGGGAGCCGGGCACGGCCCGGGAGCCGCUGCCAGGGCUGGCUGCAGGCGGGGAGGGCGGGUUCGGGCUUGGGCAGCUCGGGGGCACGCCGUGCCCUCGGUGCCACCGCCUCCAGCCCCGCGGCACGGGCCGGCUGUCUCACCCCAAGCUCAGCUCGCCGACCUUGCUGUGCCCCGAACGCAGCCGGGGUAGGGAGAUUCUGGGAGGUGGCCCCGAGCUCCGGGGCACCCUGAGCCCGGGGGAAGCUCAGCCACCCCCUGCUCAGGGGAGCUGGCAGCCUGAAGGGGCUCCAGCAGCCCUCGGGCUGCCCUGGAGCUCCCAGGGAGGAUAUCCUGGAGGUCUGGAUCUGCAUCCCCGAGGUCUGGGACACCCUGGAUCUGCAUCCCCGAGGUCUGGGACACCCUGGAUCUGCAUCCCCGAGGUCUGGGACACCCUGGAUCUGCAUCCCCGAGGUCUGGGACACCCUGGAUCUGCAUCCUGGAGGUCUGGGACACCCUGGAUCCACAUCCCUGAGGCCUGGGACACCCUGGAUCCACAUUCCUGGAGGUCUGGGACACCCUGGAUCCGCAUCCCCGAGGUCUGGGACACCCUGGAUCCGCAUCCCCGAGGUCUGGGACACCCUGGAUCCGCAUCCCCGAGGUCUGGGACACCCUGGAUCUGCAUCCCCGAGGUCUGGGACACCCUGAAUCUGCAUCCCCGAGGUCUGGGACACCCUGGAUCUGCAUCCCCGAGGUCUGGGACACCCUGGAUCCGCAUCCCCGAGGUCUGGGACACCCUGGAUCCGCAUCCCCGAGGUCUGGGACACCCUGGAUCUGCAUCCCCGAGGUCUGGGACACCCUGGAUCCACAUCCCCGAGGUCUGGGACACCCUGGAUCCGCAUCCCUGAGGUCUGGGACACCCUGGAUCCAAUCUCCUCCUGCUCGGGGGGAGCUGGCAGCCCAAGGGAAGGGUCCCCAUCCCUCGGGCUGUCCCACGGCCUGAGCCGCAGGCUGAGCACUCCCGGUGCUGGGCGAAGCCUCCAUCCCGGGGGUCAGCAGAGCCCCCCCAAAUCCAUCCCUGGCACGGCCCCCCCCGUUCUCAGCUCCCAGCAGGAUCAGGGCCGAGCCGUGCUGAAUUCCAGGGCCCGUCGGGCGGCUCCGGGAGGGUUCGGAGCAGACAGAUUCAUCCGAACACCGCCGGCCCCGCAGCCCCACGCGGCGGCUCCGGCACCCGGCGAGGAGCGAAUAAAUCAGCGCUCCCUUCCCCCUUCCUCCUGAGCUUUCUCCAAGCCGUCCUCCAGGCGGGAUCACAGCGGUUUUUCAUUUAUUUAUUUAUUUAUUUAUUUAUUUAUUUAUUUGCCGCCGAGCGAAAACAAAAGCCCCGGAGCGCCAGGGGACCGCGAGUGACGGUGGCGGCCACCCCGGCUGGCUCUGCCGGCAACCACCGGCAGCAUCCGGCACGGCCCCAUGGAAUUUGGGAAUGGCCGGGCUGGAAAGGAGCUUAAAGCCCGUCCAGUUCCACCCCUGCCGUGGCAGGGACACCUUCCCCCGUCCCAGGUUCCUUCAAGCCCCGUCCAACCCGCCCUUGGAACCCAGGGGCAGGCAGUUCUGUGGGAAACCUGUGCCAGUGCAUCCCCAGCUCCGCAGGGAGGAAUUCCUUCCCUGUUCCUCACCCUAUUGAUCCCUCCUUCCAGCACGGCCCCUGUCAGGAGGGAAAAUUGCUGAGCUCCCGGCGCAGCUCCGCUGCCAACGAGGAUUUGUGGCGUUCAAUAAAUAUUAUUA
Vidua chalybeata is the source of this 1813-nucleotide messenger RNA. Its product is annotated as collagen alpha-2(I) chain-like. Lineage: Eukaryota; Metazoa; Chordata; Aves; Passeriformes; Viduidae. The record is from RefSeq and is a predicted model, not a curated record. The transcript has 2 exons. The coding region runs from base 1 to 939 and encodes 312 amino acids.